AUGGAGAGAUGCAUUGACAAAAGCGAGGGACAACAUUCGAAGCGGCAAAAAUCUUGGCAACGAGGUCCGACCGUUGGGUUGAAUGAAACACCGCUCCACAAUUCACCGGCAUCGGAUUUGCCAUUAGAGUCCCCGAUGAAUCAAGACUCACUAAUCCGAAGGGAGUCGAUGCUUAUUGGGAGAAAGGUGGCAAAGGCCAAGAGAGGGAGUAAUUCAACCAAUGAUAGUGCAAAAAUUUUGGAGCAAAUUGCUCUCAAGGGCAUAAUGAGAAUUGAGAGAGACAUGAAAAGAGAUGCGGAUGACAAGGCAAGAGAUGAAGCAUUUGCAAGAGAAAGGGAGUAUGACACAAACAAGACAUGGACAAGAAGGAUGGGGAAACCAUGGCUAUGGAUACGAGCCAUAUGUCCCUUGAAACAAAGUCAUUUUGGAAGCUAG
Prunus armeniaca (apricot) is the source of this 435-nucleotide messenger RNA. NCBI's taxonomy places the organism in Eukaryota, Viridiplantae, Streptophyta, Magnoliopsida, Rosales, Rosaceae. The record is from the annotation of a GenBank genome assembly.